Molecule: messenger RNA, 561 nt
Organism: Paraglomus occultum
Lineage: Eukaryota; Fungi; Glomeromycota; Glomeromycetes; Paraglomerales; Paraglomeraceae
Source: the annotation of a GenBank genome assembly
AUGUCGAAAACAAGAAUACAUGAAUACUUUGUUCGGGAAUCUUCAGAUUGGGAUGCUGUUGACUUCCUGAACCAGUGCAAUGUGGAGCCCUCAAACUUUGAAGAGAAAGUAGACGAUUACCUUAAAAGCCUCGAGUUCAUAUCUAAUGACAAGCAGCAGGACAGUAACAGACGGCAGAGAGCAAAAUCACUUCUCAACAAAUACAGAAAGGCAACUGCCAGUGUUUGGGGCAUAGGUGGCUUCCUAGGUCGUCUAAUGUUCAAGGCUUCUAACAUACCCAGCGCUGGUAACCCACUGGGGCAUAGGUGGCUUCCUAGGUCGUCUAAUGGUAUUCGACCGGACCGCCAACGUGUAAAGUCAUGGCUGCAAGAACAAUUGCACAAGAAUAGAACUGGUGAAGAAACUGAUCGAAUCUCGGUACAUUUGCACAAUCCAACAUUCGCUGAUGUUGCUAGUGGGAUUAUCCAUGGCGGAACUAUCAAUGGCGGAACCAUUGGAACAUUUGGUAUUGAACCAUCAAAGAAAAGAUCUCAAGAGGCAUGGGCUCGUUUUUUUUGUUAG